This is a messenger RNA of Megalops cyprinoides (Indo-Pacific tarpon), 1845 nucleotides long. RefSeq names its product lectin, mannose-binding 2 (gene lman2). Gene Ontology annotation, biological process: Golgi organization; endoplasmic reticulum organization; endoplasmic reticulum to Golgi vesicle-mediated transport. Bases 394 to 1470 code for a protein of 358 amino acids. The transcript has 8 exons. Gene Ontology annotation, molecular function: D-mannose binding. Lineage: Eukaryota; Metazoa; Chordata; Actinopteri; Elopiformes; Megalopidae. The record is from RefSeq and is a predicted model, not a curated record. Gene Ontology annotation, cellular component: endoplasmic reticulum-Golgi intermediate compartment; Golgi membrane; COPII-coated ER to Golgi transport vesicle.
GUUAUCCAGCGGCGGAUUUUGCUCAUUGUAGUCACAGAGUUUGCGUUUAAAUACAACAAUAAGAUAACAAAAAGUACCGUAUAUGCAUAUUUAAAGGAUUUUCAAUCGUAUCAAAAUGCAUCCUUAUUCAUUUUGCUUGACAUGUGCCUUUCAGUAGCAUAGCUACGUAGGUGGCUAGUUGCACUUCAUUUUUCCGGGGAAUCUGUAUCAUGACCUGACACGCUAGUCAGUUUAAAACGUUUGUUUGGUGGGGAGCACUUGAUGACUUGUUCGUUGACAACUACGUGUCUAUUCGUGAAUAAAUGAAAGUGCAGUGGAACUCGUGUUAGCGAAUUAAGUGUUUCACGACGGGAAGCAGGAAGCAGGAAACGUGAAGUUAUAUUAAACACAAAAAUGGCGUACGAAGGGUGUAGAAGAGUUGUCUGUACUUCGUUUCAAAUGGGUCUGGUUAAAAAGAUCGACAGCCCUAGUACAGUUAUCUGUAUUUUCCUGUUAUUAGGGAUAUACACAGUCUCUUUAGUCCAUGCCGAUAUCACAGAUGGUAACAGCGAGCACUUAAAGCGGGAACAUUCGCUGAUGAAACCGUACCAGGGCGUGGGUACAAGUUCAUCAAGUCAGUGGGACUUUUGGGGUAGCACGCUGGUGACCAGCCAGUACGUUCGUCUGACACCCGACGAGCGCAGCAAACAGGGCUCAAUCUGGAAUACAGUGCCUUGUUUUCUUAAAGACUGGGAGAUGCAUGUUCAGUUUAAAAUACAUGGAUCAGGAAAGAAGAAUCUUCAUGGAGAUGGAAUUGCCAUUUGGUACACAAGAGAGAGACUGCAUCCUGGGCCUGUCUUUGGAAACCAAGACCACUUUGUUGGCCUGGCCCUUUUUGUGGAUACCUUCCGCAAUGAUCUCCACGGAAUGGAUCGGUCUUUCCCUUACAUUUCGGCCAUGGUGAACAACGGCUCCCUGCCAUAUGACCACAGCAAGGACGGGCGCUCAACAGAGCUGGGGGGCUGCUCUGCAGAGAUCCGGAACAAAGACCACGACACUUACCUGGCCAUUCGCUACUCCAAGGGCAGACUCACGGUCAUGGUUGAUGUAGAUGACAAAAAUGAAUGGAAGGAAUGCAUCGAUAUUGGUGGUGUCCGCCUGCCCAUAGGAUACUACUUUGGGGCCUCUGCAGCCACAGGGGACCUUUCUGAUAACCAUGACAUUAUCUCCAUGAAGAUGUACCAGCUGAUGGUGGAGCACACCCCUGAAGAAGACAGCCUCGACUGGACUAAGAUAGAGCCCAGUGUUAGCCUGCUAAAGUCCCCAAAAGACAACAUUGAUGAUCCAACAGGCAAUUUCCGCAGCACUCCUCUGACAGGAUGGAAGGUCUUCCUCCUAUUGCUCUGUGCCCUCCUUGGUAUUGUUGUGUGUGCUGUUGUGGGGGCUGUUGUCUUCCAGAAGAGGCAGGAAAGAAACAAGAGGUUCUAUUAGAAGACAGACCAAGAGGAGACAUUCAAGAAAUGUGAAUUUUUAAAGAUUGUACAAAAUCACAAUGUUUAUAUCUCUGAAGUGCUGGAGUGAGAAAGUAACUUAUGGUAUUUUGCUAUGUUCAACAUGCUGUAGAACUCAUGGCCCAUAAUUGCAAGGCAUCUGGAUGAUUUAAAAAUUGAAAAGGUGGGGGAUUCAUUUUAAAUUGAUUAUUUUGUUUCUCUCGUUCAUAAUUUUUUUGUUAAAAAUAUUUUCUUUUUGAAAAAGAUAUUUAAUCUUUAAACAGGAAUCUUCAGAUUUUUGAAUAAAUAAAGAAUUUUCAAAUGAAAUUAUUUUCUGACAUUUAGUAUUUUCCAGCAGCAUUGUAUAAAGAUGAUU